AUGUCUCCCAAAUUCGCCAUCUCCACCCUGUCCCUGGGGACCAACCUCCACCACGAUCUGCCGACCAAGAUCCGGGUCGCGGCGGAGCAGGGCUACGACGGCGUCGAGAUCUUCGUUCCGGACUUCGAAGCCUUCGUCGAGGAGGUCGCGCAGGGCCGGCACCAGGACCUGCUGCCGCGCCCGCUGACGGACGCGGACGACCGCGAGAUCGAGUGCGCCAAAGCCAUAGGGGCGCUGUGCACCGCCCACGGAUUGAGUGUCCCUGUCUUCCAGCCGAUGCGCAACUUUGAGAACUUCGACUCCCCGCGCGCGCUUGGGGGCGGGGGUCUCCCUGCUGCGCUGGCGGCGGCUGAGCGGUAUAUCCGGCUCAUGCCGCAUCUGAAGACCAAUCUGCUCCUCGUCUGCUCCAACUUCAUCGAGCCCGAGGACCACCCGUAUGCGCCGUAUGAUCCGGAGACGGCGCCGCUGCCCAGCUUCAGCCAUGCCUCGUCGGAGAGGACUGUUCCUCCCGGUCCGGCGCCGUCGACGUACUACCCGGCGCUGACCCAGGCCCAGUUGGAUCAGUACCUGGACACGCAGGUCGCCGCGUUCCGGGAGCUGGGCAAAGUCGCCGCCCGGUACGGUGUGCGCGUCGGAUACGAGGGCCUGGCGUGGGGGACCGUCGUGGACAACUGGGAGCAGGUCUGGGACGUCGUGCGCCGCGUGGGGCGGGACAACGUCGGGAUCAUCCUCGACUCGUUCAACCUGCUCGGCAACGAGUACGCGGAUCCGACCGUCCCCUCGACGUUCCUGCGCGCCCCAGAAUCGAUCUCGCCGACGCCGAUACCCGCCGCGGGGCCCCCGCUCCCGGCUGCGUUCGCCGGGGAGGGGAGCAACCCGACGCACAAGGCGGUGCUGCAGAACCUCGCGGUGCUGGCGCGCACGAUCCCGGCGCACAAGAUCUUCCUGUACCAGGUCGCCGACGGCGCCGCGCCGUGCGAGCCCCCGGCGACGAUCCCGGCGGCCCCGCGGGCGCCGGCGCGGAUGACCUGGUCCCGCGCCUCGCGGCUGUUCCCCUGCGAGGAGGACCGCGGCGCGUGGCUGCCGGUCGUGGACAUGAGCCUCGCGAUCACGCAGGCGGGCUACCCGUCGACCCGCCCACAGGACGACGGCGCGUGGUGGAGUCUCGAGGUGUUCAAUCGCAGUCUGUCCGAUUCCCGCCCCGAGUGUGUCGAGGAGCACGGCGCGCGGGGCAUCGCUGGCCUGCGCACGCUCUGGGAUCGCGUGUCGAAGCGCAUCAAGGCGGAGUGCGAGGAACCGCCCAGCGCGGUGUUGUGA
Messenger RNA from Mycena citricolor, 1317 nucleotides. The record is from the annotation of a GenBank genome assembly. Lineage: Eukaryota; Fungi; Basidiomycota; Agaricomycetes; Agaricales; Mycenaceae.